Molecule: messenger RNA, 420 nt
Organism: Aspergillus welwitschiae
Lineage: Eukaryota; Fungi; Ascomycota; Eurotiomycetes; Eurotiales; Aspergillaceae
Exons: 2
Coding region: 1-420 (139 amino acids)
Source: RefSeq, a predicted model, not a curated record
AUGGCCUUCAACCGUAUUGCUGUCUAUGGUCACCGUGGAUUCGUUGGCUCUCGAGUUGUUCCUGCUCUGAUUGCCUCGGGAGCUCCAAUUACUGUUUUGCAUCGCUCUACCUCGGAUACCUCCAACCUCCCCGAACAUGUCAGAAAGAUUGAAGUUGACGUUUUUGAUGAAGACGCUUUGGUUGAUGCCUUGCAAGAUAUAGACAUUGUGCUUUCUCUGGUUGGAGACGAGGGUACCGACAGACAGUAUGGUUUUGUGAAAGCCAUCCCUAGGACUAAUGUCCGGCUUUUCGUCCCUUCGGAUUUCUGCCUGCGAUAUUGCGAGCAGGGAAUGCGCAUGCCCUGUAUGACGGCAAAAGCGAAACUCGAAAAGGCUUCUAAGGAUGCUGGGAUCCCAGAGACUCCUUCUUCAUCUCAAUAA